Molecule: messenger RNA, 996 nt
Organism: Plasmodium gallinaceum
Lineage: Eukaryota; Apicomplexa; Aconoidasida; Haemosporida; Plasmodiidae
Product: conserved Plasmodium protein, unknown function
Exons: 2
Coding region: 1-996 (331 amino acids)
Source: RefSeq, a predicted model, not a curated record
AUGAAUUACAUAGAAUCAUAUAGGUUUCAAAAAAAGGCACCUAAUUUAAAAUCAGACUUAGAGGAAAAUAAAGACAAUUGGGAUGAAUUUAUAAAAUAUAUGAAUAAUUUAAAAAAUAUUUCUUAUUAUCCUUCUAAAGAUAGUGAAUGUAUAUUUAAUUCAUAUAAUGAAGAUGACAUUAAUACUAAUGAAAAUGAAUUAAAUGAAAAUAUAGAUGAUCUAAUAAAACUAAAGAAGUGGAAUGAUAUGCAAAUUGAUAAUCAUUCUAUCUAUAAGGAAUCUUCAUCAGACAUUGAAAGCAAUUCUAAUUCAUCUGGUAGUGUUUUAAGUUUUAAUAAAUAUAAUAUCAUUCAAAACAAUAUAUAUUCAAAUAAUGCUAACUUUAAAAGACAAAAAAUUAAAAAUAAUAGUUAUGAUUAUAAACCAAACGAAAACUAUGAGGAUGAAAAAAAUGAUUCCUUAUCAUAUGUAAAAAGCAAAAAUUUAUUAGAAUUUGAUGAUAACAAGGACAAUAAUGAACCAUAUAAAAAUAAUAAAGUACAAAAAAAAAUGUAUACCAAAAAUAAUAUAGAAAAUAGUUCAAAAAAUUCUUUAAAAAAUAGAAAUCAGAAAAGAAAUUUCAAUUUAAAUAAUCAUAAAUCUUAUGACACUAAUACAUAUGAUAAUUUAGUAGAUGGAAACAAUAGAGAUAAAAGCGAUAACAAAAAAAAUUACAUGAAUAUAAAUAUUAUUAAAAAAAAUAAUAAAUAUGAAGCUGGAAAUUAUAAUAGAAUAAAUCAAAAUAAAGAAAAGAAAUUUAAAAAAAAUAGUAAUAUUAAAAAAAAAAAAAAAAAAAUUGAAAAUAAUUUAGAAAUAGAUGGAUCUUACGCAUAUAAUUAUGCUUAUUUAAAUAAAAAUGAUGAAUCAUCAGUGUCUAGUCCAAUGGAAACCGUAAAUAAUACCAUAAUGAAUUUAGAAGAAGAAAUAAAUAAUUAUCAAUUUAAUGAUUUUAUUUAA